AUGUCUAAUCAACCUCUAUCCACUGCCGUGGGAUUUGAUCAUGUAUGUUUCGAUGGAGAUAACACUUCAACAAACAAUCAUGUAUCUUCUCAACAAUUCGUCAAUGAGAUCCCACAAGAGGAACAUCAAACAACUCACGGGAAGGAACCCUACCGCUCAUUCAACGUCUUCAAAGAUGUAGCACUGGGCACAAACGCAUUCAGCUUCUGUCUCCAAGUCCACCCAUCUGGAGGCCUCGCCCAAUCCCCAAGCCCAGUAUAUCACUCCCUCCGCAUCCCAUGGUAUAAGCAACGCCUGUAUCUACCAGCCCCAUUUGAUCUCUAUGCAGGUGGCACGGUAGUCCGCAGUCGAAAAGAUCCAUCUCCAGAACAGCAAAACCACCGCGCACAUAUCCGCUAUCAUGGUAUUGAAGGUCUGGUGGGUCUUCAUGCUACUGUGGAUCUAUUUCACCAAAUCGAAUCUACGACUUUUCGGAAUGAUUUACCCGGAUCUGUGCCUGUUUCUUCUGAUCUGGUGAAGUAUUGUUCGGUUGACAUUGUUCGGAAGGGGAUAGGGAGGACGUAUCGUGUUGAGAUUGUUAAUGGUGAGGUUGUUAAGACUUUUUAUUGGAAGGGGUCUAAGGCUGCUUUGUCCUUGUUUGAUGCGCGGGAUAAUGAGGCGAAAGCUAGUGAUGGGAAUGGGAAUUUGAAGUUCUUUGCUGCUGAUCGGCCGGACGAUAUUCUUGCUGUCUGGCAGAAUCGGACGGAUAGACGGAUUUUGGGUUCUUUGGGCGUGAUUGCGGAGUUGGAUGUCGAUUCGGAUGGGUUGCUUGAGGGGUUGAUUGUGAGUUGUCUGGCUGUGGUUGUUGCAGAAAGAAUUUCUGGGCGUGGAUGGUUUGGUGGACUGGGGAAAUCGAGGGGUACUUGA
This is a messenger RNA of Penicillium canescens, 906 nucleotides long. RefSeq lists its product as uncharacterized. The record is from RefSeq and is a predicted model, not a curated record. The transcript has 2 exons. NCBI's taxonomy places the organism in Eukaryota, Fungi, Ascomycota, Eurotiomycetes, Eurotiales, Aspergillaceae. Bases 1 to 906 code for a protein of 301 amino acids.